This is a messenger RNA of Papaver somniferum (opium poppy), 1681 nucleotides long. RefSeq names its product DNA-damage-repair/toleration protein DRT111, chloroplastic-like. Bases 1 to 1218 code for a protein of 405 amino acids. The transcript has 2 exons. The record is from RefSeq and is a predicted model, not a curated record. Gene Ontology annotation, cellular component: precatalytic spliceosome. Gene Ontology annotation, molecular function: RNA binding. Lineage: Eukaryota; Viridiplantae; Streptophyta; Magnoliopsida; Ranunculales; Papaveraceae. Gene Ontology annotation, biological process: mRNA cis splicing, via spliceosome.
AUGUUAGGUGGGUUAUACGGGGAUUUACCACCCCCUUCUUCAGCUGAUGAAGAAAAAAGCAAAAACAACACCAGUAGUAACUCUGCUGUGUGGUCCAGUAGUGCAAAAUUUGCACCGGCUGCAUUACGGAAAACAUCAUCGUCACUUUUUACACCACCUCAGUCGGUUUUGAGAUCACAACUGUCACAGAUGAAACCCAAAACUCAAAGUUUGUCACAGACCCCCAAGCCUGUUGUUGUUAGUUCGGUGGUGAUGCCAGAUGAGGGAGUGAGACUGCCGAAAAUAACAAAUCAACAACCUGCAUUAGUUGGGGUUACGUCGAAUGUAAUGGAGGAGUAUGAUCCUGCUAGACCUAAUGAUUAUGAGGAGUAUAGAAGAGAGAAGAAGAGAAAGGCUGUGGAAGCUGAAAUGAAUAAUGAGAUUGAGAGACGACGGCAAGAAGAAGAGGAGAGAGAGAGGGAGAGGGAACAAAGAGAAAGGGAAGCUGCAGAGAGAGAAAGGGAAAGGGGUUCUAAUGAAUCAAGUUCAAGACCAGCGCCAUUGAAUAUAUCUGGUGAAGAAGCUUGGAAAAGAAGAGCAGCAAUGAGCGGGAAUAUGGGUGGAUCAUCUGCACCGAGAUCACCAUCUCCGACGUCUAAGGGGGAUGGAGGGUUUAGUAUUGGGAAGUCAGGGUCUGUUGGGUUAGGUGUUGGAGCAGGUGGGCAAAUGACUGCAGCACAAAAGAUGAUGGCAAAGAUGGGGUGGAAGCAGGGUCAAGGACUUGGGAAACAGGAGCAGGGGAUAACUACUCCUUUGAUGGCAAAGAAAACAGAUAGACGUGCUGGCGUGAUUGUGAAUGCUAGUGAACCCAAGUCAGAGAAGAAACCAAAGAGUGUCAACAUUAAUGGUGCACCUACUCGUGUUCUCUUGCUCCGGAAUAUGGUGGGCCCUGGGGAGGUGGAUGAUGAGCUAGAGGAUGAGGUAGCAUCAGAAUGCGCAAAAUAUGGAACGGUGACUAGGGUCCUGAUUUUUGAGAUUACAGAGCCAGAUUUCCCAGUAGACGAGGCAGUUAGGAUAUUUGUGCAGUUCGAGAGAUCAGAGGAAACUACCAAGGCACUUGUUGAUCUUGAUGGUCGUUUCUUUGGUGGAAGAGUAGUUCGUGGCACAUUCUUUGACGAAGAGAAGUUUGGUAAGAAUGAGCUGGCCCCAGUGGCUGGGGAAAUUCCAGGUUACACUUAGAAGGAAACCUAGAAAGAAGAACAAUGUAAGUGAUCUUGAGUAGGACUGUUUUGGCAUGUCUGCUGCUUUUGCUCAGCAUUUGUGGUGUUGGUUAAUAUUUUUUUUGCUCCGUUCAGACAUCCACAGUGACAACUCCUCUGGGUAACGAAAGACAUGUAGGUGAUCAUAAUUUAAUGGUUAUCUUGAUGCAGACCAGCUGAUGACUAUUCGGAAGCACAUUUACUGUUCAAAGACUGCUUGAAAUCCUAAAGGCAACAAUCUUAUGCUACGUUGUUGUUCAGGAUAUGCAUUGCUGUAUAAGACAAGACAAGUCUGUAAGUGUACUUCAUUUUCUUCAAAAAGAUUUUCAGAAAAUCAGCAGAACAGUGUUGUUAACUACUAUGAGCUCUUCAGUGAGGGCACAUUUAUGUCUACUUAUAAACAAUAUGCUAUAAUACAAUCUUGGUAGACCUUUGGGAAUGAA